GACAGCAAAGUAACUGUUUUAGUUGAGUCUGAACAGAGAUCGGUGUACUACAGUGAAUAUUUGCGCUGACGGAGUGAACUGAAGAGAUGAGCGUCUGCAGUUCAACGCGCAGCUUCGGGGAAGACGUGGACGAGCUCGAGUCUGUCAGUUGGUAUCAUUAUGAUUUGUCCCGGCAUGCAGCUGAAGCUCUUCUGCUUUCUAAUGGGGUAGAUGGGAGUUUUUUGCUUAGAAACAGCAACCGGGGACCUGAAUGCUUCGCACUGUCUGUCCGGGCAAAGGAUUCUGUGAAACACUUCAACGUCCGGCGGCAGUAUGGCAGAUAUUCUUUUGGCUUCAAUGAAUUUUCCUCUCUACAGGAUUUCACCAGUCAUAUGGCCAAUCAGCCCCUGCUAGGCAGCGAGACAGGAAAUCUCAUCGUCCUACGGUUCCCAUACCCACGGCAGGUGGAGGAGCCGUCUAUAUAUGAGACUGUGUGUGUGCAUACGGCCAUGCAGACGGGGCGGCAUGAAAAUGACUUGGUGCCUAAUGCUCCAUCACUUGGCACUAAAGAGGGUUAUCUGGUAAAACAAGGUGCCAUCAUAAAGAACUGGAAGCAGAGAUGGUUCACAUUGCAUAGACAUGAACUAAAAUAUUUCAAGGACAAAAUGUUUGAUGAGCCAAUUCGAACACUUGAUCUGACAGGGUGCUCAGCGGUUCAGUUCGACUACAGUCAGGAGAGGGUCAACUGCUUCUGUAUGGUGUUCCCUGAGAGGACAUUUUAUCUGUGUGCAAAAUCAGGUGCUGAGGCAGAUGAAUGGAUAAAGAUACUACGGUGGAAACUGUCACAGAUAAAGAGAGGUCGAUGACGGUCAACUUGAAGAAUAAAAGUAUUACAACAACUAAGAGCUGUGCAGUUUUAUAGUUUGUAAUUACAAAGGGCUGGAACUUCAAAGUUAUUACCUCUGAAGGCCUGCUACUUUGGUGACGUGGAGCUAAAAAUCCUAUGAGCACUGAACCAUGCAUUAAAGCUCGUGUAUAUAGAAAAACCAAGUCAAACGAAUGUCUGAAGACAGUACACUACUGACAUAAGAACUAUAAUUUAAAGUAGGCUUUGUUUUUUUACUUGUGUUCUGCAAACCAAACUGAAAAUGUAGCAUAAAUAUAUGUACAUACCGCUGCUGUCCUUUUGAAACCUCUUAUCUCCAUAUUUUCAUGAUGUUUAUUUUUUUGCCAGAAAUGAGUCACCCUUUAUGUUUGUCACUGGGUUUUGCAAAUAUCUAACUGAUAAAAAGUAUUAAGUGCUUGUCAACUUUGACAACACAGUAUUUAACCAUUUUUAAAUAUUACAGUGCAUUUAUCAUUCCCU
Messenger RNA from Triplophysa rosa, 1345 nucleotides. It is a transcript of the gene dapp1, whose product is annotated as dual adaptor of phosphotyrosine and 3-phosphoinositides. Bases 87 to 845 code for a protein of 252 amino acids. The record is from RefSeq and is a predicted model, not a curated record. The transcript has 9 exons. Lineage: Eukaryota; Metazoa; Chordata; Actinopteri; Cypriniformes; Nemacheilidae.